AUGAUAAAAUUGAAAAGCAAAAAACCAGUCACACAAAGUAAGGUUAUAAGGACCACCACCAUAGACAACCAACUAGAUGCCACAAGAAUUAUCUCAAAGGAAUAUCCAAAUUCCACUGUAAGAUAUUUUGGUAUCAAGAGGUCCUGCAGCCUUCAGCAUUCUGCUUCUGUUUCUGCUUCAUUUGAACGCUCCUGCAACAGAACUGACAUGGGGCUGGCCUUGGCCACCACCGCAUACUUUUCAUUCUCGAUUAUGAUUAGCGCUACCACCACCACAGCCGCCGCCACAAAAUCAACAUCAUUUCUCCGCCGUGGCCUUCAUUUCCUUUCAACGUCUUCCUCUCCUCUGCGACCUUCUCCUAGAAAAUGCAGUUUGUAUCCUUGGAGAUCAUCUAUAGAUAAUGUUGCUAGCCGAGUUUCAUGUAACCUGUUGAAAGUCGAAGAUGACAUAAAUGAUGAGGCAUGUGAGUUGGUUAAUGGAGUGGAAUUGUCAAUAGGUGAGGGCAUUGAUUCCUUCCGUGCUCAUCUCUUCAAGGCAGUGAAAAAUAAUAAUGGAACUGGCAUACUGCUUUUGUCUGAUGUUUUUGGGUUUGAAGAUUCAGCUACAAGAGACUUUGCAUAUCGCGUUGCAUGCAAUGGCUACAAUGUUCUAGUCCCGGACUUAUUUCGUGGAGACCCAUGGGCAAAAGACCAGCCAAUGACUACGUUUGAACAGUGGUUAGCAAAACAAGAACCCCAGAGGAUUGCAAUGGACAUCGCCACAGCAGCAAAAUGGAUGGCUGAUGAAUUUUUAGCUGUGGGAAUCUCAAAGAAGCUGGGUGUAAUUGGGUUUUGCUUUGGAGGAGGCCGAUUGAUUGAGGUGCUAUCUAGAGACCAAGGAGCUCGUUUUGGCAUCGGAGUCUCCUUUUAUGGUACAAGGAUGGAUCCAUCAGUAGCUUCCAAUGUAAAGGUUCCGGUAUUGUUCAUUUCAGGCGACAACGAUCCACUUUGCUCAGUCAAUGUUUUGAAAGAUAUCGAGAAGAUGAUUGGUCACGGGUCAAGGGUAGUUGUUUUUGAAGGGAGAGGUCAUGGCUUUGCCCAUCGUCCCAACUCGCCUGAAGAAGAUAGAGAUGCAGAGGAAGCUUUUGUACUCAUGAGAAAUUGGCUACACGAUGGUUUGGUCUUAAAAGAAUGAUCACAGGUCAAGCCCCUGCGAAUUCGUCAUGCUUGUCAAUUUGCUGCUUCUGCUGCUGAUGAAUAGGCUAAAAUUUUUAGGGAGAGCAUGAUGGAACAUCAAAGGUCUAAUGAUUUAGAUAUUUUGUGUGUGGAGUUCUGCAGAAUUCUUGCUUGAAUGAAAAAAAAAAAAAAAAAAACUAGAGGAAGUCAUAUACUUUGUUCAAAUUGUAGUAAUCCAAACUCCAAUGUUGUACUAACUGUAAAGUCCAGCAUGCACAUCUAUAUAUAUGAGCGAGAGCAAGUAAAUAACUCUUCGUAAUAAUAUUGGGAAAAACUUAC
Molecule: messenger RNA, 1493 nt
Organism: Manihot esculenta (cassava)
Lineage: Eukaryota; Viridiplantae; Streptophyta; Magnoliopsida; Malpighiales; Euphorbiaceae
Product: carboxymethylenebutenolidase homolog
Exons: 4
Coding region: 1-1173 (390 amino acids)
Molecular function (GO): hydrolase activity
Source: RefSeq, a predicted model, not a curated record